Molecule: messenger RNA, 965 nt
Organism: Saprolegnia diclina VS20
Lineage: Eukaryota; Oomycota; Saprolegniomycetes; Saprolegniales; Saprolegniaceae
Exons: 2
Coding region: 35-904 (289 amino acids)
Source: RefSeq, a predicted model, not a curated record
UUCCUGCGAAACGCGGUGGCGACGACGGUGGUUCAUGGAGCCCCUUGAAGCAGAGCAUGCGAAGAGCGCCGUUUUGCAGAAGCGAGAAGGCUGGGUCGAAGAGGUCUCGCACGGUGGCGUCAUUCAGUACCGGCACGAAGAGAGCGGACACUGCCAAGCACACCCGCCCGACGACUGGACAAGUCUGCCGCGGGUCGUGCUCGACUCGGAUUCGACGCUGCCGCCGAUCGACGACCUCAUAUCGAGUCGACGACGUAAUAGCGAAGACGAGCAGCCGAUUCCAGAGCUACGCAGUACCCCGCUCGCAACGGCGCUGAGCGAAAAGGAGAAGCAACUCAAGCUCCAAGCGCUCCGGCGACAGAGUCAAUCCAUGACCACCGACUACAUCACGGACAUCGAUCGCUACAACAGCGCCAAGCCAUUCUCGCGCCGGUCCGACAAAACGUUCGAUCCCGAGGCGCGCUGCAUCAUGUGCAAGACGCAAAAGAUCCUAAUGGUCUUCUUCCCGUGUGAGCACAAGUGCGUCUGCAACAAGUGCUUGGACUACCACCCGCCCGUGACCAAGACUAUCGGGAAAGGUGCCCAUUGGCCGCACGCGUGUCCUGUCUGCUACCGUGACGUGACUGUCAUGUUUGAAAACACGGGGUUCGAGGUCGACCACUACUGGAAGCUGGACGAGGUCCCGCAUUUGCCCAACUCGUUUGUGACAUCCUUUAAGCGGGCAGGAAGUCGCCUCAAUACGACGCCCAACAUGGUGUUUCCCGCGCUCGACGAGCUCUGCACGCCCGAGGACGACGAGGCGACGAAUCCCUCUAACGAACCGGGCAGCAAUCAAGCCACCAACGCUGGGCGGCGAAUUCCCCCGCGCCUCAAAGAAAAAACCAAAACGUGUCGCGUCAUGUAGUUGCUCCCGUCAGUUCGAGUCGUCGUAAGGUCCAAUUCACCCUCUAUUUAUUGAAUGCGGC